Maudiozyma saulgeensis is the source of this 1065-nucleotide messenger RNA. The record is from the annotation of a GenBank genome assembly. NCBI's taxonomy places the organism in Eukaryota, Fungi, Ascomycota, Saccharomycetes, Saccharomycetales, Saccharomycetaceae.
AUGCGUUUAUCCAACUUAGUUACCCUUUCCUUGAUGGGUGUUGCCUCAGCUGCUCCAGCUCGUCACCAUGAACACGUCGACAAGCGUGACGCCGUCACCACUACUGUUAAGACUCAAGUCACUGUCACUCAAGGUGCUACCGGUCAAACUAAUGCUCUAUUGCAAGAAGAUGCUGUCCUUGAUACUACCACUACUGCUGCCGCUGCUGCCACUGCUGCCGCUGCCGCUGGUACUACUUCUACCCUAGAACCUUCUUCCACUAGCUCUAAUUCUUACCCAUCUUCUUCUGUUGCCGCUGGUAGCGCCAAGGGUAUCACAUAUUCUCCAUACGCUUCUGACGGUACUUGUAAAUCCGCUAGUGACGUUGCCUCUGAUUUGGCUCAAUUGACCGAUUACGGUAUCAUUAGACUUUACGGUGUUGACUGUAGUCAAGUUGAAAACGUUCUACAAGCUAAGACCUCUUCUCAAAAGCUGUUCCUAGGUAUCUACUACGUUGACCAAAUCGCUGCUGGUGUCUCUACCAUUAAGAGUGCCAUUGAAUCCUACGGUUCUUGGGAUGAUGUUUACACCGUCUCUGUCGGUAACGAAUUAGUUAACGGUGGUGAAGCUUCCACCAGUCAAGUGGGUGAAUAUAUCUCCACUGCUAGAACUGCUUUAACUGCUGCUGGUUACACUGGUUCUGUUGUCUCCGUUGACACCUUCAUUGCUGUCAUCAACAACCCAGAUCUAUGUAAUUACUCUGACUACAUGGCUGUUAACGCCCAUGCUUACUUCGAUGAAAACACAACCGCUGAAAAUGCCGGUCCAUGGGUUCUAGAACAAAUCCAAAGAGUUUGGACUGCUUGUGGUGGUAAGAAGGAUGUUUUGAUCACCGAAUCAGGCUGGCCAUCUCAAGGUCAAACUUACGGUGUUGCCGUUCCAUCUAAGGCCAACCAAAAAGCUGCUAUUUCUUCCAUUGAAGACACUUGUGGUUCUGCUACUAUCCUAUUCACAGCUUUCAACGAUUACUGGAAGUCUGAUGGUACUUACGGUGUUGAAAAAUACUUCGGUAUUUUAUCUGAUUAA